Messenger RNA from Octodon degus (degu), 3675 nucleotides. RefSeq names its product WD repeat domain 60 (gene Dync2i1). The transcript has 25 exons. Gene Ontology annotation, molecular function: dynein heavy chain binding; dynein light chain binding. The coding region runs from base 192 to 3380 and encodes 1062 amino acids. Gene Ontology annotation, biological process: intraciliary transport. Lineage: Eukaryota; Metazoa; Chordata; Mammalia; Rodentia; Octodontidae. The record is from RefSeq and is a predicted model, not a curated record. Gene Ontology annotation, cellular component: cytoplasmic dynein complex.
GUUCGUUCGGUACUCUGCUGCGCUUGCCUACCGGUUGCUAGGAGUUGUGGACGCCAAGGGGCCGACGACAGCCCGCAGCAGCCCGGCGCCGGGGGCUGGGGGGAGUGGGUGCCCACAGGCUAGUCUCCUCCCCGGAGGUCCGCCCCUACCCCGAGCCGAGGGCACCGGGCCACCCAGACCCGGGAGCGGCGAUGGAGCCUGGGAAGAGACGAACCAAAGAUGAUACUUGGAAAGCAGAAGACCUCAGGAGACACCUCUGGGCUGCACAGUCAGGUGGUGCCAAGGAAGAGAAGCAGCACAGAGAAAGGCAGCUACACAAGGAGUCCGAAGCGGAUGUCCCUGACCACAAAGAGCACAGGGAUCCAGGGCGAGAUGUACAGAGGCCCAGGGACAGGGCCACUGACAGAGAUGCCCGCAUCUCCAAGGAGAAUCCCCGCGCGGAGAGGGACAGUGAAAGACAUGGGGAGAGGAAGAGGGAUCCAAGAGACCGGGAGAGAGAGAGGCUGAGAGAGAAGCGUCGCGAACAAGGUGCAGAGAAGUCUCAUAGCAAAGCCAAGGAAAGAGAAAAGGAAAAGGACAGAAGGGUGAAGAGAGAGGAGCUCCGGCAGGCCACUGCCCACCAUGACCUUCUGGACAGGGCGGAGAAGGUGCGCUCAGUAAGUAAAGUAAGAAUUGAAGAGAAAGACAGCAGAGAUGAAGACCCUGAAGUAGGAGAUGAAGACAGAGAAAGAAGAUACCGAGAGAGAAAGCUGCAGUACGGCGACAGCAAAGACAACCCUCUCAAGUACUGGCUUUAUAAAGAAGAAGGGGAGAGACGACACAGGAAGAAAUACCGAGAAAAAAGCAGCACCAGGGAGAAGAGAGAAAAGUACUCCAAAGAGAAGAGUAGCUUGUUCUCUGGCAGAGAAGGGGAAGAAAGACGCAAGGAGAAGCGACCUAAAGAAGGCUGUCGUGGGGCUGAGGAGGGGCCCCGGAGCCACGUGCAGAGGAAAGACGGGCUCUCACGGGAGGAACACAGGAAGAGGGAGCCCGAGAGUGGUGAACACAGAAGCCGAGGUGCACAUGCGAGAAGAGAUGGGACUAGCGGCCAGCACAUGGAGAAUUUAGUAAGAAGUAAUGGGAAAGAUAAAGACUCAAGAAGGAAGCACAGCCAUGAGGAAGGCCUGGCUGCGGGGAAGUCAGCUCUGGGACAGGGCGCUGAAGAAGCCGUGGAAACUGAGAAGGAAGACGUUGGUUUACAGAAUGCUGGAGUUGAUGAAUACCCUGUCACUUUUGAAGAUGAUUUUGAAGACUAUGAAGACGAUUUUGAAGUUUGUGAUGGAGAUGAUGGUGAGAGCAACAGUGAGCCUGAAUCAAAAGAAAAAACUGAAGAAUUUUCUCUGGCUCGAAAAAGGGAGAUACAGGAAAUUCAAAAGGCCAUUCAUGCAGAAAAUGAGAGGAUUGGAGAACUGUCCUCACAGCGAUUUCAGAAGCAGUGUCGGACGGGGCGUGACAAGGGCUCCCAGGCAGAUCCAAAUGGUUCUCCUUCCAGAGCACCUGUUUGUGGAAUUUUUGUGGAUUUUGCAACAGCCUCACACCAUCAAAAGAGUCGGACUCAGGCCCUUAAGCAAAAGUCAAGAAGUACAAAACUGCUUCGGCUUAUUGACUUGGAUUUUUCCUUCACUUUCUCUCUCAUGGAUUUGCCACCAGUUAAUGAAUAUGACAUGUAUAUCAGAAACUUUGGGAAGAAAAAUACCAAGCAGGCAUACGUUCAAUAUAAUGAAGAUAAUGUUGAAAGAGACAUUCAGACUGAAGACAUAGAAACCAGGGAGGCGUGGACCCAGCAUCCUGGAGAAGGCGCUCUUGUGUCUGGAGGUAGUGAAGAAAGAGAAACAUCUGAUGCUACAUUUGUACCAAAGAUUGAUACUCCAAGGUUAUCUAACUUUCUCCGGGCAGCCUGUCAGGUGAUUGCUGUUUUGCUUGAAGAGGACCGUUUGGCUGCUGAACCCACCUGCAGUCCCAGGGCACACGACAACACCUUGUCUAUCAGUGACAGCGCCUCCCAACUGAAUACUGGCCUGCCGUUCCUUCAGGACCGGAAAGUAUCCUGCUUGCGCGCCUCUCAAGUUCAGAGACAGAUGGUGGUCUCGGUCCACGACUUGCCUGGAAAGGCAUUUGCCCAGCCACUGGACCACAGAUACAUCCUCUGCGUUUGGGAUAUUUGGCAGCCUUCAGGGCCCCAGAAGGUUCUGAUAUGUGAGUCCAAGGUCACAUGUUGCAGCUUUAGCCCAUUGAAAGCAUUUCUGCUGUUUGCUGGAACUGCGCAUGGCUCUGUCAUCGUGUGGGACUUGAGAGAAGACUCCAGGAUACAUCAUUAUGUGAAGCUGAGUGAUUGUCCUUGGACCUUCAGGAUGCCCACGUUUUCCACGGAUGGAAUCCUGACAUCUGUAAACCACCAGAGUCCUCUUCAGGCAGUAGAACCCAUCUCCACAUCUCCAAGCAAGAAGCAGAGCUUUGUGCUUUCGCCGCUUUUUGCUCAGGAAGGAGCGUCAAGUUUGUCAUUUCCCAUUGCUUCCUUGGAUGAGAGCGGGAUUCUCAAUGUGUGGGUGGUGGUUGAAUUGCCAAAGGCGGAUAUUGCAGGUUCAAUAAGUGAUUUAGGCCUUAUCCCUGGAGGGAGGAUUAAAUUGGUGCACAGUGCUGUGAUCCAGCUGGGUGGCAGUCUUUCUCAUGAAGGUAGUGAGUCCUGGGGCACCGCACAAACCUUGACCAUCAAAUUCCUGCCCUCAGACCCCAGUCACUUCGUGGUUGGCACAGAUGUGGGUCUCCUCAUUCAUGGCACAAGGCAGGAUUUGAGAGUGUCUCCCAAGUCAUUCAAACCUCAGCAGUGCGGGUUAAGACCAGUGAAAGUUAACGUGAUUGACUUCUCACCAUUUGGAGAACCAGUAUUCUUGGCUGGCUGCUCAGACGGUAGCCUUCGGCUGCACCAGAUGAGCACUGAGUGGCCACUGGCCCAGUGGAACAGCAGCACCGCGGGCCACGCCAUCACCGGCCUGCAGUGGUCACCCACAAGGCCAGCCGUGUUCCUGGUGCGGGAUGCCGCGUCCACCGUGUAUGUCUGGGACCUCCUGCAGAGUGACCUGGGCCCUGUGGCUGUGCAGCCCGUCUCUCCCGACAGGCUGGUGGCCAUGACUGUCAUGGGGGAGCCAGAGAGGCCCAGCGACCGCUUCCUGGCCCUGGUACUGGCCAGGGCCUCGGGCACCGUGGAUGUGCAGUACCUGAAGAAGCAGUGGGCAGCCAUCCAGGCAGAGGAGAGCCAGUGGCUGCGCCUGUUCCUGCAGGAGGCCCCAGUGGGUCCAGGCCGCAGAGGCUGCGGAGACGUCGGGAGGGCGGUGCUCGGGUAGCCCCGAGAGUCAGCCUCUCUCUGUGCGCGCUGUGCUCUGCGUACAGCGUGUGUGUCCUGUACGUCAGUUCUCUUACAGAAGACGACUUCAGUAUUCCCAGUCAUUAUUUUUGAAUGGAAACAAAUAAACAGUUUUAUACAUAGUGAACUUCAGGGGAAAUACUGAGUCAUGUCCAGUAUGCUCUUUUCUGAGAGUAUUUCUGGUUAUUUUUAGAAGGUUUUUAAAAUGCUAGCUUUUAAACAGCCCACCAUGAAGUGUAUUUUAAUGGACUAUUUUCUUAUGCAUACAGUGAUGA